Wickerhamiella sorbophila is the source of this 285-nucleotide messenger RNA. RefSeq lists its product as hypothetical. Bases 1 to 285 code for a protein of 94 amino acids. The record is from RefSeq and is a predicted model, not a curated record. The transcript has a single exon. Lineage: Eukaryota; Fungi; Ascomycota; Dipodascomycetes; Dipodascales; Trichomonascaceae. Gene Ontology annotation, biological process: mitochondrial respiratory chain complex IV assembly. Gene Ontology annotation, cellular component: mitochondrion; mitochondrial inner membrane.
AUGUCAAGAUUUCUACCUUCCGGGCCUAAUUUGGAGAUUUUCAAAUUCGCGGUGUGCGUGUCGAUGCCUAUUGUGCUCAUGUUUUACAUCGGUAACAACACGCAUGAGCGAUUGAAUGUCGUGGACUUUUGGCCCGACCCCAACCGCCUGAAUCAGAUUCCGAAGGACCGGAUCGAGCUCAAGCUCGAGCUGGCGAGAAUGCGCGAGGAAAGACUCGCCAAGAAGCAGACGGCUGCUGCUGCUGCUGCUGCUGCCUCUGUGAAUGACGCCGCAGACAAGGCCUGA